This is a messenger RNA of Phodopus roborovskii (desert hamster), 1664 nucleotides long. Its product is annotated as histone-lysine N-methyltransferase PRDM9. Gene Ontology annotation, cellular component: nucleus. Bases 1 to 1338 code for a protein of 445 amino acids. The record is from RefSeq and is a predicted model, not a curated record. The transcript has 10 exons. NCBI's taxonomy places the organism in Eukaryota, Metazoa, Chordata, Mammalia, Rodentia, Cricetidae. Gene Ontology annotation, molecular function: recombination hotspot binding; protein binding; histone H3K36 methyltransferase activity. Gene Ontology annotation, biological process: positive regulation of reciprocal meiotic recombination; regulation of DNA-templated transcription.
AUGCAAGGAGGCUCGAGUGGAAACCCAAGGAUCCCAUGCUGUUUUUUUUUUUUUUUUUUUUUUUUUUUUUUUAAUCUCCAGGUCAAAGAUGAGUUCAAAGAUAUUUCCAUAUACUUCUCCAAAGAAGAAUGGUCAGAGAUGGGAGAGUGGGAGAAAAUUCGCUAUAGGAAUGUGAAAAGGAAUUAUAAAAUGCUGAUUUCUAUAGGUCUCAAAGCGCCCAGACCAGCUUUCAUGUGUUGCCAAAGGCAAGCAUUCAAGCCCCAAAUAGAUGAAAGUGAGGACUCUGAUGAAGAAUGGACACCUAAGCAGCAAGGUAGUCCUCCUUGGGUGCCUUCCCGAGUGAAGCAUACUAAACAACAGAAGGAAACACAGAGAAUACUAUUAAGUAAAGAAUCUAAUGUGCAGGAAGUAUCUGGACCUGAAAAUUUGUUGAAUACAAGUGGCUCAGAACAUGCCCAGAAAACAGUGGCCUCUCCUGAAGAAGGAAAUGCUUCUGGACAGCACACUGGACAAAAACCAAAGCUAAGGAGAAAGAAUGUUGAGGUAAAGAUGUACAGUCUUCGUGAGAGAAAGGGCCUUGCAUAUGAAGAGGUCAACGAGCCGCAGGAUGAUGACUACCUCUAUUGUGAGAAGUGCCAGAAUUUCUUCAUCAACAGUUGUCCCAACCAUGGGCCUCCUAUAUUUGUAAAAGACAGUGUCGUGGACAGGGGGCAUCACAAUAGCUCAGUCCUCAGUCUGCCCCCUGGGCUGAGAAUUGGUCCAUCAGGCAUCCCUGAGGCUGGACUUGGAGUAUGGAAUGAAGCAUCUGACCUGCCAGUGGGUCUGCACUUUGGCCCCUAUAAAGGCCAGAUCACAGAUGAUGAAGAGGCGGCUAACAGUGGCUACUCCUGGCUGAUCACCAAGGGGAGAAACUGCUAUGAGUAUGUGGAUGGACAGGAUGCAUCCCAAGCCAACUGGAUGAGGUAUGUGAACUGUGCCCGGGAUGAUGAGGAGCAGAACCUGGUGGCCUUUCAGUAUCACAGACAGAUCUUCUAUCGAACUUGCCGGGUCAUUAGACCUGGUUGUGAGCUUCUGGUCUGGUAUGGGGAUGAGUAUGGCCAGGAACUGGGCAUUCAGUGGGGAAGCAAGAACAAGAAAGGAUUCGCCACGGGAAGAGGUGAGCACUAUGAUGGCCCCUUAAAAAACAAAGAGAAGAAGGAAUUCUUGAAAAUGUUCAUAGGACAGAGAUCCAUCCUUGUCUUUUGUGCUCUUUGGCCUUCUCAAGUCCGAAAUUCCUCAGUCAGCAUGUGCAAUGGAAUCAUCGUACUCAAAUCUUCUCAGGAGCAUCUUCAACGAUGAACUCCAAACCAGGUGAUCCCCAUCCAAAUCAGCUUCAGGAACAGCAACAUUUCAAUUCACACAACAAAAAUGACAAGGCCAGAAGUCAAGAGCUCAAACCCAUGCAUAAAAGGACAAAACAGGAGAGUUCAACAGCCUUUCCCAGCACACUCAAAGGACAAAUGAAAUCUGAGGAAAAUAAGAAAAGUAUGGAAGAAGUGCUCAGAACCGGCCAGAAAAAAAAUACAGAGGACACAGUCAAAUCGUUUAUUGGAUCAGAAAUAUCAAGAAUUGAAAGAAAAUGUGGGCAAUGUUUCAGUGAGAAGUCAAAUGUCAGUGAGUAUCAG